AUGUAUUCUAUUCAUUGUUUCAGUUCCACCAUGACCCAUCUCAUUUUGUUGCUUGGACUUCUGAUUGUUGCAAACUUUAGUGGUUCUAGAGCUGAAAAUGCCUUUUCACAAUACUGGGAAGAGCAUAUUGGCCUUCCACACCCUCCACAUUGGCUUGCUGCAAAGGCUUCUCCAUUGAGCCUCUAUCAAAUGACAAUGUUUAUGAAGCUUAUGGAGAAAAAUGAGAUUGCUUCCCACCUGCGCUCAUUUUGUAAGCAAGCUAAUAUUGCUUGUUCUACAAAUGCACUGGUGAAGAAGACAAUAAACGACACAAGCUUGCCACCAAUAUCCCAUUGGAAUGAUCUCAAACUGAAAUAUGAAGGCCUUCCAAAUGAAACACCCUUGUCGGUUGCCAGCCAAGGGGGAUUGCCCUUUUUCCGGGAGUCAAUGGUGCAAGAAGGAGGUUUCAUGUCUAUACCUGAUCUAAGGGAUCCAAUGUCAUAUAAAUCAUUUUUACCGCGACCUUUGGCAUUAAAAAUCCCAUUUUCCUUUGCAUGGAUUGAGGAAUUGAAAAAGAUUUUUGAUGUGGUGGAAGAAUCAAACAUGGAUGAGUAUAUUCAAGACACUCUCAAGAAAUGUGAAAAGAGUCCUAAUAGAGGAGAGCAGUGCAUCUGUGCUACUUCUGCCGAGGAUCUCAUUGAUUUUGUUGUUGAGAAAUUAGGGAACCAUGUACGCGCAUGGAGUACUGAGAGCAUUGAAGGAUCUUGUAAGAAUGUCACAAUUGGAACUAUGAAACUAAUAUAUGGAAACCUCUCUGAACCACCAGCCCUAUGCCAUAGUGAGCCAUUCCCAUUUCAAGUCUAUUAUUGCCACAUUCUACGUAAUGUAAAAGUAUAUGCAGUUGAUAUACGUUCCAAAAAAAAGGUGAAUCAUGCGAUCAUGACAUGCCACUAUGACACAUCAACUUGGAGUCAAAACCAUCUUGCUUUUAAGCUGUUGGGUUUUGGCCCAGGCAUAAUUGAAGUCUGUCAUUGGAUAAAUGAGAAUGGAGUGGUCUGGACAAAAGCUCUAGGUUGAGCAGCAUUAUAAAGAUUUGAUUAUCUUCAGUUCCCUUGUUUUCAAUUAAAUGUUACUGCUAUUUGAAGGAUAAAUAAUGAUCUAUUUUUCCUUGCUUAUUA
Macadamia integrifolia is the source of this 1157-nucleotide messenger RNA. Its product is annotated as polygalacturonase non-catalytic subunit AroGP2-like. Lineage: Eukaryota; Viridiplantae; Streptophyta; Magnoliopsida; Proteales; Proteaceae. The coding region runs from base 1 to 1056 and encodes 351 amino acids. The transcript has 2 exons. The record is from RefSeq and is a predicted model, not a curated record.